CUCGUGCGCGCGCCGCGGACCCAACCGCUUCGAAAUUCGAACGUUACGUUCCAUUUUUGAAUUCAGUGCCAGUGGUUAAGGAUUUUGUGCCAGUAUUUUGUGUGACUUUUUAAAAAGGUCGUGUUGUGCCAUCAGUGUCGUAUGUCACUAACGAAACUAUAACGAAUAUUUGUGUAAAGUGGAGCCGUUCAUUUAUUUGUGAAGUGCUUACCAACAGUUGGGCAAAGCUCAAUCAAUUCUGGUACAUCCUUGAUGUCAUUCCGCUCCAAGAGUGAUGGAUAGUCACAGCAGAUCGGCGUCGCCGCGCGACGCGCCGCGGCCGCAGCACCGUCCCCCCUCGCCCCCCGCCUCCCCCACAUCCCUCACUCCCCCCGCCGGCUACGACAACCGCGCCUACCAGCCCGACGACAACCACAACGCGUCCUUCGCGUCCAACGGCAACGGUCACGCCAAAGAACCCAACGGGGACACCAAGACCCUCGAAGCCGUUAACUUGGAGCUCAUCAACAUGACGCCAAAGAACGGCAAGAAGAAGGACGUGGAGGUCGACAUGAACGCCACCAACCCCUACGAUGAGUACUUCGUGCCGGUCAACGAGCAUAAGAAGUAUAUGAGGGGCGAGAAGUUGUACUUGACCGCGGACAAGCGUGGCGAGAAGGGUGGCUGCAAGCGGCCGCUGUGCUGGACGCUGCUCGGGCUGGUCGUCAUUGCUAUUGUGGCACUCAUAGUGUUAGCUGCAACUGGAGUACUUUUCGCCAGCACACCGAAAACACUAGAGCAAUACAACGCCUCUUUGAGCUCGGCGCGGGCGUUCGGCGGUCUCUUGCAUGACCACGAACAUGAUCACAGUGAUCACGACCACAGCGCCCACGAUCAUGAUCACAGCGCGCACGAUCACAGUGACCACGAUCAUGAAAACGAUACCAACGACCUGCCUCAUGAUGGACAAGAAGCAACCACUGAAAUGGCCCAAAACGAUAUGGGUACCGACCACCAAAACGAACAUGAUCAUCCAGUAAUGAAUGAUGAAUCGGGCGAUAUGUAUGUGCCUAGAACGCUGGAAGGAGAGCUGACGAUCGACAAUAAGGACUUUGUACCCGCUUUGGAAGAUCCUGAUAGCGAAGGAUACAGAGAAUUCGCCGAAAACUUCAAGGAGGCUUUAAAGAAUAGCCUUUUCGACAGGAAUAUGCUAGAAAAUGGUUCUGAUGACGUAUCCAUAGAGAUUGUACAGAUAAGAAAUGGUUCAGUCAUCGUUACAUACAGAGUACACUGGAAGCCAAAACGCAAUGAAGGCACCUCAGAAGAUUUGUUGACAGCCGAAACAUUAAAAGCAAACCUCGAUAACUAUCUAGAACAAAAUAGCAGAAUGAUAAGCGUGUAUCACAUUGCAGAAGAUAAAACACCAACCAAGCCAGUUAUUGAUUUAUGUAAAAUAAACAACAACGGUUGUGAACAUAUUUGUGAAUUCGACGAGUCAACUCUUGAGUUCAUCUGCCUGUGUCCACGUGGACAAAUACAAGAUCCAAACUCACCUAAGCUUUGUGUACCUUUGUUAGAGGAAAACCCAACAAUGCCCGAAGACCACGAUCAUGAUCAUCAACUACACCUUCAUGAGUCUGCGCCUAAAGCAGAACCCGAACCUGAACCUACAUCGGAACCUAAUUCUGAACCAAAAGCGGAGCCAGAACCAGAACCUGUUUCGGAACCAAAGCCCGAAACCAAAGUAGAAGUGGAACCUAUAUCAGAACCCAAACCCGAACCAAAUCCAGAACCUGAACCAACAUCCGAACCCGAACCUGAACCAAAAUCAGAGCCAAGUCCGGAACCCACAUCUGAACCCGAGACCGAACCCAAAGCGGAGCCUGUUCCAGAACCGGAGCCUGAGCCCGAACCAAAAGCAGAACCAGAACCUGAACCAACAUCCGAACCCGAGCCUGAACCUAAAGUGGAACCUGAGCCAAUACCUGAGCAAAAAAUAGAACCUGAAAUGGAACCUACUUCUGAGCCUAAAUCUGAACCAGAACCAACAGCAGAACCUGAAGCUGAAACUCAAUCGGAACCUAAAACUUCUGAACCAAAAGCAGAGCCUGGAAUAGAAACAUUAACACAAAUAAUAAAAACUGAAUCUGAAAUGAAAUCAUUUUUAGAAACGACACCUGAACCUGAGCCUAAACCUGAAACAGAAUCCAAAAUAGAACUUGAAACUAAACCUGCGUUAGAGAUGUCUCCCGAACCUACUACUACAUCAAAGUCGAGUCAAGAACCAGAGGUAAUUCUAUCAGAACAAACACCUAUGCCCGAAACAAUAUUAUAUUCUUUGAACAAACCUGAAACUUCUUCGGAAAAGCAGGAAAAUUCAUCAAAUGAAAACAUGUCUAACCAAGAGCACAGUAUGUCGGAAAUUGCAGACAAGAUGAUGGAAAUUUCUACAAUACAAAAUACGAGUAGUGAAUCGAACGAUAGUCUUAAGUUUGACCAAAAUAUAAAACUUGUUAGCGAUACUUCUAAAACGGAAGAAAACCUUUUACCAGUUACAGUUAUCCCUACAUAUUAUACUGAAUCAAGUAGCGCAUCAAGUAAAAAAAUAGUAGAUGGCACAAUGGAAAAUCCUGAAUCAAGGUCAAAAACGAUUCAAGAGCCAAUAUUCAAUCUAGACCAUAUGAACAGCGAAGAAUAUACCACAAUGGAGGCAAUAAUAAAUCAAAAUGAUGAAAGUAGUAAUAAAAACAUGUUUUCGGUAAAAGAAGUUUUGCCAAAUAACGAAUACCAAAGUGGUGAAACUAAAGAAGUAGUCACAUCGCAACCAUCAGAAAUUGAACACCAAAUGGCAACCGAGCACUCGAAUAUAAAAAAUAAUUCAGAAAACGCAAACAUUUUUGAGUCACCUUUAGAUCAAGAAUCGGAUGAAAAUGACUGGCUUCAAAAUGAUAAAGAGAUUGUUGAAUUACCAAACAAUGAAGGCAAUAAAAAGGAGGAUAUGGAAAUGAAGAAUAUGCAAAGUUCUCAAGAAAAAGAACAAAGAGCUUCUAAAUCAUUUAAUUCAUUUGAGUCAGAAGUGACUACGGAGGACGCGCAAAAUAAUAUUGACGAUGAAAACAUAACCUUAGAUUAUGUUAAAAAAAUAUACAGUUCUUUGGGUCAUGAUUUCAAUUCUGAAUCAAACGUAGAAAAAGAAAUUACAGGUUCUUCCUUACCUACAAAUCAUAACGCUAUGAUGACAAAUGAUGAAAAUAAAAACAUGAUGCCUAUUGAAGAGACCGAAAACGACGUGACUGAUAAAAAUGAUUCUACUAUCGAAGACGAAGAACCUAAUCCGACAACAGAAUCGAGUAAAUUUAAAUUUAUUAGUACCUAUCAACCCGCUACAAUGUCUUCACCCAAAGAUAAUACACGAGAUGAAACUCACAUAGAUAAAACUGAUUUAAAUUCUUCUGAAAAAAAUGACGAAUCAAGUCAUGAAACACCUGAAAACACUACAGAAAAUAAUAUGAACGUAGCAGAUGAAAACAAAAUGAUAACAGAUGAAAAAACAUCGGAUACUCAACGUUCUGCUGAUGCAUCAACAGAGAGAGAAUUUAAUAAUGUUAACAUUUUAAGUGACGAUUCAUCUCAAAUUUCCAGUAAGAUCUUUACAAAUAUUAUGCAGAACAGCAACUUUGAAAGCAUGAAAGAUAUCACAGAAACAUCUACAGAUUCUGAUUGGUUAUCACAACCCGCAACUGAAGCUAAUGAUAAUAUCAUGAUAAAUAAAAUGGAAAGCUCUGAAGUAAAAGAAGAAGAAAACCCAGUUAAUUUACAAGAAAUGAUGAAUUCUGAAAUAAAAAAUGAUUUUGAACCUGAUUACUUAAGUAACUUUGAAACGAAAUCUAAAGAACUGAAUAAUCAGGAUGAAUCUAUCAGCGGAAUGACAAAUGAAUAUGAGGAUAAUAAAUCAAAAGAAGGAAUUCUCUCCCAAAAACAUCAAGAAGAUCGUUCUUUGGCUCACGAAAUGAAAGACCAAAACACAGAUAGCAACGUUGAAAUGACGACAGUCAUUAAUUACAUUUACAGACAAUCAGAGAAAAACAAACUGAUGGAAAAUUUAAACCAUGAACAAGGCAUAAUAUAUGCAACGCCAGUAUCAUCAACUGAUGAAAUAUUUCCAAAUGCUAUGUAUAAUGAAACACAAGAAAAUGUAAACGAUUCUAACGGUAACACAGAUUUACGAGUAAAUGUUUAUGAACUAUCUAGUCACAACGACAGUCAAAGCUCUGGAAGACGGGUUGUAAAUCAUCAUUCAACCGAGUAUGAAGAUCAUGAAACUGAAAUGAAUCCAUUUUUACCUGACAUAGAAAAUAAUAAGGUUCUCGUUAAAAAAUUACAGGAAGGCAAUGACAUAGAGCUUGUCAAUGUAAACGAAACGCAAAAUGAAAACGUUGAUGAUCAUAAUGCACAUGGAGUCUUAAACACCACUCAAAGCAGUGAAGCGAAUAUCAAAUAUAACAUAAAUUCGAAUUCACAAGAGAGUCACUCGACCUCAGAUUCGUUCAAUGAAUUUUCGGGUAUGCAGGAUGGCGGACAUGCUACACAAACAAUGAACAGUAACGCAAGUCCUGUAUCGAGCUUUGAAGAUACAACUGAGUCCCGAGAGUACUUGCAGUAUAAGGGUAGUCGGGAAUUACCAGAGACACCAACGUUUUUAUUGGACACCGACGAUUUAGACUCGAGAACUGCUAAAAGCCAUUCCUCCAACAUUUUAAAUUAUAACGAUAAUGAAUCUCUAAGAGUAGUUCCUAUUGAGGGUGAUGAAAGUCAGUUUAGUAAAGAAAACCUUCAAAAUAAUUUAAAUGAUAUAAGUGACUCACGAAAGAAGAGUGACAGGCGGAUAGAUUUAAGUCAAGGGGAGUUCGUUAACAGCAAUGAAGCGUAAAAUAUUUAAUUUGAAGACUUUCAAGUGUGUAUAUUAUUCAAAUUACUGUGAUUCUGUGGACUUUUUCAUAGGCUAAUAAUAAAUAUCUUAAACGUACUAUAUUUGUGAAUGGUAAAGAAUAUACAGGCUCAAGUUCUUCUGAUUACUAAUCUAAAUGCUAAAGAUAUGUUACUAAUAAUAAUGAUUAUGAAUUUAAAUCUAUUAGACUAGUCAAAUUAGAAAAAGGGAAAUCAGUAUCAGAUAUUUAAAGUGGUUUACCUAAGACUCAAUGUAAGUGAAGAACGAUAGGAAUAUUUAGCUCGUCUUUCAACUGUUUUAAUAAUGUAACUUUUCUCUUUGAUAACUUAUAAAUAAAUGCUGUGUGAAAUGGCCAUCUAGAUGAGAGAGAGAACAGAGUCAUAGAAGACGAAGUAACGAGUUGGACUCUUAUAGUAAGAUUAAGUCCAUAUUAGAUAACUGAUAAGUAUUAUCCGAAAAAAUAGGUCAAUCAACGUAGACCAAAAAUUGCGUAGACAUAAUACAGACCUAUGAAAAGUAUUUAAGAUAUUUUAUAAAUGACGCAACGAUAUUUUCUUGUUACCAAAAUACUAAUCAUAUGUUUCACUCAUUGCCAGCGUAUUAUUGGAAGUAAGUCAGCACAAACAUACACGACAGAUAUAGAGUACAGACAUAACACUUCCAUAAUAUUAAUUUAAAUAAUUCAGAAUAAGGUCUGAUUGUAAAAUAAUAAUUAAUUUUAGUACGUACUUGUUAACUAAGAUUUAUUUUGUAUAAUAUGGUUGAAACUGUAAAGAAAUAUGUUGUAAAUAAAUAUCAAGUUAAUUAUA
Aricia agestis (brown argus) is the source of this 5736-nucleotide messenger RNA. Its product is annotated as GATA zinc finger domain-containing protein 14-like. The transcript is spliced from 7 exons. The record is from RefSeq and is a predicted model, not a curated record. The coding region runs from base 275 to 4909 and encodes 1544 amino acids. NCBI's taxonomy places the organism in Eukaryota, Metazoa, Arthropoda, Insecta, Lepidoptera, Lycaenidae.